Messenger RNA from Dromiciops gliroides (monito del monte), 1594 nucleotides. RefSeq names its product StAR related lipid transfer domain containing 6 (gene STARD6). The record is from RefSeq and is a predicted model, not a curated record. Lineage: Eukaryota; Metazoa; Chordata; Mammalia; Microbiotheria; Microbiotheriidae. The transcript is spliced from 8 exons. Gene Ontology annotation, molecular function: lipid binding. Bases 607 to 1287 code for a protein of 226 amino acids.
CUUGGAGCUCAGGCUACACGCAUGCGUGGCAUUCGUUCGCCCUGCGGGUCGAGAGGGUGGUAGGUUUGUACUAGGAGAUGUGGGGCAGCGGAGGGGUGCUAGGCGCGGCGCCUUCUGGGAGUCGUAGUUUUAUCCCACCAUUCUCCCAUCUCUCUUGCAAGGGGGGGAGAGGGGGAGAAGAGGGGGUUCUGGACCACUACAUCCUGCUCUACCCUCCUCGCCACACCUCCAUCCUCUGCUCUCUUCCAUCAUCGCGGCUUCUCAUCCAGCUCGGGCUGAAGACGCCCUUCCUUCUGCCCAAUCUCAGUCUCUGUGUGUGUGAAGGGAAGAGGUGAACGGGUGGGGGGUGGGGGGAGACUCUAGGACUCUAUAUCUGCUGCUGCUGCUGCUGUUACUGUCGCCGGGAGAGACCCAACCCAGCAGCCCCACUUCUCCAGGCAUCAAGCUGUCCUGCCUGAAUCUUGCCUGACAAGGUAGAGCCAGUACUGAAGGAGAGUGGUUGAUGCUGGGUUUUCCAUAAACGCCUUGGAGAAGCUGACUCCCAGGGAAGGAUGACAAUAUCCCAAGCUCAGAUUGGAGUCGCAGGCAUUUCAGAAGGGGGAAUAGAUGGACUUUAAAAAACUUGCUGAUGAAGUCUCCCAAGAGGUUUUAGCGUUCAGCCGAGAUACAUCGGGCUGGAAAGUGACUAAAACUUCAAAAAAGAUAACCGUUUCCUGGAAGCCUUCUAGAAAUUACGAUGGACAUUUAUACCGGGCAGAAGGAAUAAUACCAGAGACUCCAGCUAAACUCAUUCAGUUUAUGUACCUUCCUGAACACAGAAGCAAGUGGGAUAGAUCAUUACAUACAUACAGAAUAUUACACAGGAUUGAUUCGGACACGUUUAUAUUACAUACCAUUACAAAUAGUUUUGCCAUGGGCUCAAUUUCCCCCAGAGACUUUGUUGACUUAGUACACAUCAAACACUAUGAAGGGGAUAAAGUGAUUGUCAGUUCUGUUAGUGUGGAAUAUCCACAGUGUCCUCCAACUUCAAGUUAUAUCCGUGGUUAUAACAAUCCUUGUGGCUACGUAUGUUCACCACUGCCAGAGAACCCUGGCCACUCCAAACUGGUGAUGUAUGUACAACCAGAACUGAAGGGAAAUUUAUCCAGGGCUGUGGUUGAGGCAACAAUGCCUACCAAUUUACUGAAUUUGAUCCAUGAUGCAAAAGAUGGAAUAAAGGCACAAAAGGCUCAUUCAGCUUAUUCACCCCCAAAAGGCCAUUCGUCAUCACUGCUUCAUAAGAAAUGAGGUGGUUCUACAGCUCCUGAAUCAUGCACUUUCUUCAGUCUUCUUCUAACAGUCUAUGUGGAAUGUAUACAAGCCAUUAAACUAUGCUAGUCAGUAUUCUCAUGCACAUCAGCAGGGGUUCUCAAGGAAACUAAGGACUCAGUUAUAUAAGGAACAACAUUAAAUAUAGCUUUUAUCCCAUAAACAAUGAUGUUAAUUAUCGUCUUAUUAAGAGCACCACUUGUACCUUUCUUCUGAGAAAUGCUACUGAAUAAGAUUAGAAUCAAGCAAACAAGUGCAGUAUAGUGAGCAUUCAGCAUAAACUAAA